GGCCUACGGAAGCCGAAGCUAUUCAUUUCGGCCGCGUUUAUUUUUUUAUUCCCAGGCUUUGGCUCCCUCCUUCCGCGCGAGCCUCUGGAGAAGCUGCAGCACUUAGGCGCCGUCGCUGCCUCCUGGGGCCUGAACCCCGGCGACCCAGCGCUGACCCAGGCUCCUACCCCUGCAGUUCGCCUUGCGCCAUGGACUGGCAGCCAGACGAGCAGGGCCUGCAGCAGGUCUUGCAGCUUCUCAAAGACUCGCAGUCGCCCAACACAGCUACUCAGCGCAUUGUGCAGGAUAAACUUAAACAACUGAACCAGUUUCCUGACUUCAACAACUAUCUGAUCUUCGUCCUGACCAGACUCAAGUCAGAAGAUGAGCCAACCCGCUCUCUCAGUGGCCUCAUCCUCAAGAAUAAUGUGAAGGCACAUUACCAGAGCUUCCCGCCUCCUGUGGCUGACUUCAUCAAACAGGAGUGUCUCAACAACAUUGGCGAUGCCUCCUCUCUCAUCCGAGCCACCAUUGGCAUUCUCAUCACCACCAUCGCUUCCAAGGGUGAGCUGCAGAUGUGGCCUGAGCUGCUGCCCCAGCUGUGCAACCUGCUGAACUCGGAGGACUAUAACACCUGUGAGGGAGCCUUUGGAGCCCUGCAGAAGAUCUGUGAAGACUCUUCUGAGCUUUUGGAUAGUGAUGCUCUCAACAGGCCCCUGAACAUCAUGAUCCCUAAGUUCCUGCAGUUUUUCAAGCACUGCAGCCCCAAGAUCCGGUCCCAUGCCAUUGCCUGUGUGAACCAGUUCAUCAUGGACCGGGCCCAGGCACUGAUGGACAACAUCGAUACCUUUAUUGAGCACCUGUUUGCCUUGGCUGUGGAUGAUGACCCUGAGGUGAGGAAGAACGUGUGCCGUGCUCUAGUGAUGCUUUUGGAAGUGCGAAUUGAUAGACUCAUCCCUCACAUGCACAGCAUCAUCCAGUACAUGCUGCAGAGGACCCAGGAUCAUGACGAGAAUGUGGCCCUGGAGGCCUGUGAGUUCUGGCUGACGCUGGCUGAGCAGCCCAUCUGCAAGGAAGUCCUGGCCUCCCAUCUGGUCCAGUUGAUCCCGAUCCUCGUGAAUGGAAUGAAGUACUCUGAAAUUGACAUUAUCCUGCUUAAGGGGGACGUGGAGGAGGACGAGGCAGUACCUGACAGCGAGCAGGACAUCAAGCCACGCUUCCACAAGUCACGCACAGUGACACUGCCCCACGAGGCUGAGCGGCCUGAUGGCUCUGAGGAUGCAGAGGAUGAUGAUGAUGACGAUGCUUUGUCCGACUGGAAUCUGAGGAAGUGCUCAGCAGCUGCGCUGGAUGUCCUUGCUAACGUCUUCCGGGAGGAGCUGCUGCCCCAUCUACUUCCCCUGCUCAAGGGCCUCCUGUUCCACCCCGAGUGGGUGGUCAAGGAGUCAGGGAUCCUGGUGCUGGGUGCCAUUGCCGAGGGCUGCAUGCAGGGAAUGGUGCCCUAUCUACCUGAGCUGAUCCCACACCUCAUCCAGUGCCUGUCAGACAAGAAGGCCCUGGUCCGCUCCAUUGCCUGCUGGACGCUGAGCCGCUAUGCCCACUGGGUAGUCAGCCAACCACCUGACAUGCACCUCAAGCCUCUGAUGACAGAGCUGCUCAAGCGUAUCCUGGAUGGCAACAAGAGGGUGCAGGAGGCAGCCUGCAGUGCCUUUGCUACCUUGGAGGAGGAGGCAUGCACAGAGCUGGUCCCCUACCUCAGCUAUAUCCUUGACACUCUCGUUUUUGCCUUUGGCAAAUACCAGCACAAGAACCUGCUCAUCCUCUAUGAUGCCAUUGGCACCCUGGCCGACUCUGUGGGCCACCACCUUAAUCAGCCGGAAUACAUUCAGAAGCUGAUGCCUCCACUGAUCCAGAAGUGGAAUGAGCUCAAGGAUGAAGACAAGGACCUCUUCCCCCUGCUGGAGUGUCUGUCAUCUGUGGCCACUGCCCUGCAGAGUGGCUUCCUGCCCUACUGUGAGCCUGUCUACCAGCGCUGUGUUACCCUGGUGCAGAAGACACUGGCCCAGGCCAUGAUGUACACACAACACCCUGAACAAUACGAGGCCCCUGACAAGGACUUCAUGAUCGUUGCACUGGACCUACUUAGUGGCUUGGCUGAGGGCCUGGGUGGCCAUGUGGAACAGCUGGUAGCCCGAAGUAACAUCAUGACAUUGCUCUUCCAGUGUAUGCAGGAUUCCAUGCCUGAGGUCCGGCAGAGCUCCUUUGCCCUUCUGGGAGACCUUACCAAAGCCUGCUUUAUCCACGUCAAGCCCUGUAUCGCUGAGUUCAUGCCUAUCCUGGGCACCAACCUGAACCCAGAGUUCAUCUCCGUCUGUAACAAUGCCACCUGGGCCAUUGGGGAGAUCUGCAUGCAGAUGGGGGCAGAGAUGCAACCCUAUGUGCAGAUGGUCCUCAACAAUCUGGUGGAGAUCAUUAACAGGCCCAACACACCCAAGACACUACUGGAAAACACAGGUCGCCUGACGAGUCCCUCUGCCAUUCCAGCCAUCACCAUCGGCCGCCUGGGCUACGUGUGCCCACAGGAGGUGGCACCCAUGCUGCAGCAGUUCAUCCGGCCUUGGUGCACGUCCCUUAGGAACAUCCGGGACAACGAGGAGAAGGAUUCUGCCUUCCGAGGCAUCUGCAUGAUGAUUGGUGUCAAUCCUGGGGGUGUUGUGCAGGACUUUAUUUUCUUCUGCGAUGCUGUAGCCUCCUGGGUGAGCCCGAAGGAUGACCUUCGGGACAUGUUUUAUAAGAUCCUCCAUGGCUUCAAAGACCAAGUCGGGGAGGAAAACUGGCAGCAAUUCUCAGAGCAGUUCCCACCGCUGCUCAAGGAGAGGCUGGCAGCCUUCUACGGGGUCUAGGUGAACGUGGAGACCACCAGGUUUCUGUCUGCGUCAUCGUCGGAGGGUGUGCUGGGGAAUGUGCUGCUUCCAGAAGUCACUGUGCCCUGGUCCAGGGGGGUUAGGGAGGAGUGAGUGGGACCUAAAUCCAGAUGCUACCUAGUCUGUGCAUCUGUCCAUCUGUUGGUCCACUUGCCCCACCGGGCCUGACGAGUGGGCAGGUGGGUGGGGACUCCAUGCUCAUCCUACAAAUAGGGAGGGGGGUGGGACUUCUUGGUGGGCAAGAGUUCUCUGGGCUCUAAUCUGGGUCAUCUCAGGCAGCCCAUUUGGGCCAGCCAUGUGGGAGGGAGGAAUCCUAAGGCCUACCGAAUCCGGUGUCAGAUAAGGCAAGGGAAUUACAGGUGGGGAGGGGGGUUCCUUGUAGAGAAGCAUACACUCACAUGUACACAUGUGGACACACGCAUGUGCGGGCACCACAGCCAGCUAGGCUGGGCCAGCCGCCCCACCAUUUCCUCGACUGCAUGGAGACAGUAGAAUUAGUGAACCCCCAAAUUAUGCCUAUGGCCUUCUGUGUACCUUGCAUCUAAAGUAUAAGAAGCUUCCGCUGUUUUGCCGGAAUUGGCAGUGAUUGGGAGGGCUGGGAGGUUUGGGGGACCUCAGCUGGGCCCCCAGGGCCAAGGGAGGAGGGCGGUCAUUUUGGGGCUGCCAAGCACUUGCACACUUUGGACCUGCUCCAUACACUUCCUGCCAGCUUCAUGGCAGCCUCAUCUAGUGUGUCCCCAUCUUUGUCACAUCCCAGCCAGCAGCAGGGUGGGGGGACCAUUGGAGCAGUGGGGACUAGCUUGAGGCUACCCUAGACGCUUUUCCUGUGCUCCAAAGGUAUUUAAAGGCACAGGCCUGGGACUAGUUUUCCUUAAGAGAGCUAAGGGCAGCCAGAGCUGCCAGCAUGAUUUCCUGGAUCUCUCUUGAAACAGCUUCAAGGAUAGUCCAGCUCUCUGCUCCUGAGAACUCCCUUCUCAAGAGCUAGGGCAACAGCAUGUGAUUGGUGAGGACAAAGGACAAAGGUUUACUGGGUCCAGCAAGUUUUGAAGGCUUGGGGGCGCAGAGUAUAUAUACCAGGGCCUCAAACUUUGUCCCUUUUGGGACUUAAUGUUCAUCACAGUGUCCACUGGACUCAGACCCCCCCCCCCCCCACCAGAUUGGUACACUGACUCUAAAAAUCCUUGAAGAAAUUGAUGGGGGAUGCCAUCAAAAUGGGAGGGGCUUUCUGAGAGGAGGGUGUGUGUGUGUGAUUAUUUCCAAAUUGGCUGUGGAAAUCAGCCUUGCAAGAUCCCUGAACGUUUUUUCUUCCAUCCCCUUUCUUGCUUCCUACUUCUUUGGGAGCCCAUUAUAUUUUGGGCUUUGACUGGAGUUCUGCAUCUUAAGGCCUGCUCCAUCAUCCCUCUGAGGACCUGGACCUUAUCCCAUCCAGGCCAUGUGUCUUCUCUCAAGUAGGGUCAGGCCCUACCUCUAUUCCCAGGGACACUUAGUGCACAUUCCAUAACUCAGCUAGUGGUCCCAAUCCCCUCCAGCCUCAAACUUGAGCAGGUCUCUGGAAGCCAUUUGUAGGGAAAAAAAACUUUUUUUUUUAAAGAAAAAUACCAUUAGCUUUCUGGUAAUUCCACUUCUUUGGAGCAUCCUCUGCUGGAUCUUGGGGUGUAUUGAUGGAUUGACUGUCUGAUGGAGUUGUGUCUCCCUCUGCCCAAGGUGGGGGUUCCAACUAACUUCAGGAAAGGGGAGCCCAACUCUUGUAUUUUCCCUUUUUUUAUUUUAUUUUAUUAUUUUUUAAAAGAAAUUAUUUAAUUCUUUAAUUUAUUUUUUAGUUGGUUUUUGCACAAUAAGUUUCAGUUUCUUAACCUUCUUUGCCCAGGGCUGCGGACACAGACUGACCUUGAUCUGCAGGCUCCCCCUCCCCCCCCAUUUCCCUGAGUCUUUCAUUACCAUUACCCUGUGGGCUCCCAGGUCUAUCCAUCUGUUACUGUGCUGUGCUGGGGACUGGCGCCUAGGUGGCGUGAGAUUCCACUUGUGUAGAACUUUGUUGAGUAAAGGUCAGUUUCUUGUGAAA
Molecule: messenger RNA, 4965 nt
Organism: Peromyscus californicus insignis
Lineage: Eukaryota; Metazoa; Chordata; Mammalia; Rodentia; Cricetidae
Gene: Tnpo2
Product: transportin 2
Exons: 25
Coding region: 189-2882 (897 amino acids)
Biological process (GO): protein import into nucleus
Cellular component (GO): nucleus; cytoplasm
Molecular function (GO): nuclear import signal receptor activity; small GTPase binding
Source: RefSeq, a predicted model, not a curated record